AUGCAUAUACCCUUUCUCACCUCGGCGUGGGAUCCGAGAGGCAAGCACUGCCUCGUCACGGGCGGUUCUCAAGGUCUCGGGCUGGAUCUGGCCAAGCUCCUUGUACAGCGCGGGGCGAGCGUGACAAUUGUGUCGAGGAGUACCGCCAAGCUUCAGGCGGCUGCCGAAGAGAUCUCUGCCGCUCGCAUCGACAAGUCUCUGCAGGUAUCCUACUAUGCGGCCGACAUGUCUACUUUCAAGGAGUCUUCUUCUAGCAAGACGGGAGCGAGGUCUAUCGGGCGGGUACCAGACGCAGUAUUCUGCUGUGCAGGAGCUGCCAAGCUGGGCUUCUUUAUUGAACAAGACGAGGCAGAUUUCAAAGAGGGGAUCAAUACAAUCUACAUGACCGCCCUCAGCACCGCACAUGCUGCCGCUUCGACGAUGGCAAAGGCUGGAAAGAAAGGCAAGAUUGUAUUGGUGAGCUCCACUCUCGGUCUUAUGGGCUUAGUCGGGUAUUCCGAAUAUUCACCGAUGAAGUUCGCGAUUCGAGGUCUUGCGGAGACCCUACGAAGUGAGCUGGUCCUCUACGACAUCUCCGUCCAUUGCUACUUCCCGGGCACUAUCCUGUCCCCCGGCUACGAAGCGGAGAAUCUGACGAAGCCGAAACUGACAAAGGUGCUGGAGGGAGGGCCAGAGGAGGGCUCAACACCUAGACAGUGUGCUGUUGGGCUCCUCAAAGGCAUCUCCAGCAACCACUUCUUCAUCACAACAGACUUCCAGAGCGAGCUCUUCCGUGGAUCUGCUGCAGGAGGCAGCGUGCCGAGCAAUAUGUGGCUUUACGAUCGUCUCAUCGCAUUCAUUGCUCUCAUUGGGCUGCCGAUCUGGCGGAUAUUCGUUGCAGAUCGCACCGUGAGGGGUCAUCGCUCGGAACACGCUCGCGAGGUUAGCACCGCUUCUAGACCCAGUCUCGUGGCCAGACUGGCGAGGAGCCCAUACCAGACACUAUUCUUACUGAGCAUCACCCAUCGCCUCCUUGUGCUCUCCUCACUACUUCUCCUGCCAUACCUGAUACCACCCUUCGACUCAUCUGCGCAACUGCAAUUGCCGACCACGAACUCUAUACCCACGAUCCUACGGCCCGUUUCGAAUCUCGUCAGAUGGGACUCCCUUCACUUUCUCGGUCUGGCUAGCCCGGACGCAUUGCCAGCAACGCCCUCAAGCGGGAGCGGCGGAUACCUCUCUGAGCAAAGUCUGGCCUUCCAGCCUGGUCUCGUAUGGCUGCUGAGAGGUACUGGCUGGCUAGGCGGAGAGGCGUCAUGGAACUCCUCUUUGGCAGUGUACAUCACAAGUGCAAUGGCAGUGCUUGCGAGCACGCUUGCACCCGUUCUUCUCUAUCAGUGA
Messenger RNA from Microstroma glucosiphilum, 1380 nucleotides. Its product is annotated as NAD(P)-binding protein. Gene Ontology annotation, molecular function: 3-dehydrosphinganine reductase activity. Bases 1 to 1380 code for a protein of 459 amino acids. NCBI's taxonomy places the organism in Eukaryota, Fungi, Basidiomycota, Exobasidiomycetes, Microstromatales, Microstromataceae. Gene Ontology annotation, biological process: sphingolipid biosynthetic process. Gene Ontology annotation, cellular component: endoplasmic reticulum membrane. The transcript is spliced from 6 exons. The record is from RefSeq and is a predicted model, not a curated record.